This is a messenger RNA of Letharia lupina, 2154 nucleotides long. RefSeq lists its product as uncharacterized. The transcript has 4 exons. Lineage: Eukaryota; Fungi; Ascomycota; Lecanoromycetes; Lecanorales; Parmeliaceae. The coding region runs from base 1 to 2154 and encodes 717 amino acids. The record is from RefSeq and is a predicted model, not a curated record.
AUGGCAGGGAACUCUUUCGCUGACGGUGGACUUCGGUGUAGCUUUGUGGAUCCGUACGCCGUCGAUCUCCGCUUAGAAUGGAAUCACCACCCUCGGGACAGGGGAGAAGCUAUACAGGAGCGUUGGUGGGACUGGAUCGAUAGAAGAGAGAGUGACACAGUAUCGGAAAGCGUCCAGCGGUACAAGAGGGAGCAUGCCCUCGAAUCUGCAAACAAAUGCGCUGAACGAUAUGCGCGACCCUUGGCGAACUACCACGGCGGCAGAGUCAUAUUGAACGCUGAAGACCCUGGGGAACAUGCCUCCGGCCAUUCAUUUUGGCGGGCCAGAGCAGAAUAUUACAGAUUGGAGCAUGAGAAGCUCCAGGAGGAUGAUUAUCAUCGGGCCAGUAGGUCAGUGACACCAGGAGUGGCCUACCCAGGUGUGCCUUGGUAUACCGAACUCGAUCGCGCCAAGUGUGAAGCAGGAAAUGUAGCUCGAAUGCUAGCCGAUUUCCCUGCUGGCAAGGCUUUAUUAGAGGCUGAAGAUCACGGGAAUUUGACCAAGGACGGCGACUACUGGUGGAGCCUAGAGAAUUUUCAGAAACCUCCACCUGAGAAACUUUACAGUGCCCAACUCAAGGUCGAGUUGCAGAGGACGAAACUCGAACGCGCCAAACGCUCCGCAGACUCGAGAGCCCGAGACUUGGCCACUUUCCCUGCCGGCAAGGCCUUGUUAGAUGCUGAAGACCACGGGGACUGUGUGGUGGACCCUGGAUAUUGGUGGAACAAGAAGAAGUAUUAUGAGGCUGAAUACGAUAAGCUUCAGGAAGAGUUUUGGGAGCGAUGGAAACGUACACAUCUAGACGGCGGAGAGACUCCUCUUGAGUCUCUAGAAUGCGGAGAAUCGCCUCCUGAGGCUCUAAAUGCCUCCAGACCAAAGACAAGAGCACGGAAGUCGUCAGCGCCCAGAGAGCGUCCCAGCGCCAGAGUCACUAGGAGUACCACACAGCGAGGGAAAGAGACAGACCGACCACUGUUGGGGUCCACCGCGAGCAGUCCAAAUUCGGAUGCGGGUACCAAGAAGACAAAGGAUGCACGCUCUAUCGAGCGCCGCCAAAGCAAGAACAAAUACCGACGGCAGAAUGCACACGUGGCAGAGAGAAAGCCACCGCCACCGUCCCCGUCCCAAGCCUGCUCUGUUGACCAGAGACCAUACAAUGGCUACGCGACCCCCAGAUCCGACGAAUCAAGAACACGACGGUCAACGAUCAAGGAGCUGUGCAAGGGCUCAACACAACAAAGACGUCACAAGGUUACAGACAAAAUUUCGGACGGGGAACAGAAGAAGUCAUAUUCGCAAUCGCAAAAUCCUUACGUGACUCCGAGCUCCCCAGAUUUCUCCACAGUAAGAGCACGACAACGUCGUAAACGCAAGGAUAUCGCACGGCAGAAACGUCGCCUGGAUUGGGAUAGUACUUACCUCGAGUCCAGGGCAUUUGCAGGCUUGUCGCGACACUCUGGUGUCAACUUCCAACAUGGACGAAUCCUGUGCAAGCAUCUCAAACUGGAGCAGGAGCUGAAGUCGCUGAUAGACUACGGGUUGGAAGUUCAGCGUGACGACUGCAGCAAGACCGCGGAACAGGUUUAUGACUAUAUCACGGAGAAAUUUCCUACCUUUUUCACGAUCGACGUGCUUCCUCAGCCGGUCACGGUCCAAAGGCUCGAUUUGAGACUCAAUGUGAAUCACACUUGUCAAGCGACCAAUCAGCUGAAAGACAAAAUCCUCAGAAUUAGGGAAGAGUAUAGGGGGGGUAAUAAUAUCGUAUUAGAUGCCGAGUACCACCAGAGUAUAUGUGUGGACCUCUGGAUUGCGGUAGAAUUAUGUCGGAGGUACGGUCUAGCUGAGUUAGAGGAGAAACUACGUAACUUGAAAGGUGUCCCGCAGGAGCCAGUAAAGAAACCGGAGCUUUCAGAGCCAGUAAAAGAGCCAGAGCUUUCAGAAUUCAUUGAAAUCAAGGAUUUUCCCAGCCCUAUCAUGGUUCGAAUGUUAGACUUUAGAAUCAACGUCUCCCACAUCGCCAAACUUAUUGGCCGUUUAAGAGCGGCACUAGCGAACUUCAGAAAUAGGUUGAGUUCUGAGGCUUACGAGGAUUUGCGGGGAAAUAGGAAGCGUUAG